GUUUAACCUUGUUGGACUGAUUGGAGAAUUUGGGUAAGUAGGGAUCUCUUCUUCACACCACGACGCACCCCUCUCUCUCCUCUGUUCUCCUUUGGCCGUGCAACCCCACCGCCUCACCCGCCGGCGUCCUCUCCUACCCUCCCCGUCUCCUUCUCUCUGCUGCUCGACUUCUCUCUUGCUUCUCGCGAUCGACCAGGCUGUCGCCGCCCCUUGUCGCGCUCACAGCCGUAGCCGCCGGGGGCGAGAAAGGCUGUUCCGACUGCCCCUCUACCUCUCUCGUGCCUCUCCCUCUCUUGUUCUGCUCGCCCCGGGGCGUGACACCUCGCUGCCUCUCUGUGUCACUAUUUGCGAGACAGAAAGUCGAAAUACUUCCUCGUCCUAUCUGUUGAAAGCUUAGGCACUAGAACUCCUUCUCUAAUCGAACUCAUCGUUCCGAGAAGCAAACAUACAUCUCCCUUCAUAUCAUAUGGCAUCGAGUGGACCCUCUUUGGAUGAUUGCUUGAAGCUGUUGAGAGGCCAGCGGGACGAGCAAAAGCUUGCCGGUCUCCUUCUCGCCUCAAAAUUAUGUCAUGGGGAUGACGCAACUGCCGUUCUAAAGGUCUAUGAUGCUGUCGGUGCUUGUUUUCUUCAGAGACUCAUCUUAACCGGUAUGGGAAAGGGAUCUGGUGGGUUUAGAAGUGGCGAGGAUAAAGAGGCAUAUUUGAGGCUCUCUAUCACCCUUCUUGCUGCAUUGUGUCGGGUGCCAGAAAUUGCUUCAUCUGAGGACAUGGUCUCUAAAGUUCCUCUUGUAGCUGAAAUAGUUACAAAAUCGUCUGACUCAUCCAUUUUUGAGGAAUGCUAUGAGUUUCUCUUACUUGUUGCUGUUGCUUCAGAUGGUGGAGUAGCAAAAUUUUAUCAACCUGGAGUAUUUGACAUGCUUGCAUCUCAUAUUACUACCUUGAACGAUGGUACUCGCGCACUUGAGUUUGCCAUGCAACUCCUGCAGCUAUUGGUGAAUCGGCUAUCUAUUGGCUUUGUAAUUAGUGAGAACCUGCCUCUCAUAUUAUCUAUGGUAACUUUAAUAUCUAGGCAAUUUGCCGUUUUGCAGAAUGCCUUCAAAUUUGAUGCUCUUCAUAUGCUCACUUCACUUCUAUCAUCAAAUAAUACUAUGUUUCAUGAAGCUCUAAGGAUGAUGCCAAGUAAUACAUGGGCAGCUCAAGUACAUGUUGGCAUUAGUGAAAUACUUCGAAACCGUGUUGUUUCUGCUGAAAAGCUCCAAGCACUUCUUUUGGCAGAUUUGAUGAUGUCUAUACUAGGGGUAAACUGGUUGUUGAAUCAGAUACAGUUGCAGCAUGACCAAGAAAUUAUUCCAGUUGACAAGUUUGUUUUUCUUGUAUUGGAGUCAUCAAGGGUAGAAGUUGCUAUUUUACUUAAUGAGCUAGCCUACUUAAAAUAUGAACCUUCCAGCAGCUCUUCUGAUGCAUUGGGAAUAAUUAUUCAAAAGCAGCAAAAUUUGGCUUUAUCUUUUUCCUUGAUAGAAAAGAUUAUCAAACUUUUGUCCAAUGUUAGUGAUGCAAAAGAUUCCCCUAUGAAAGAUAGCACUUUGACAAAGAUGGUUUCAGGACUUGAGGAAACAAUUAACUUGAUUUUUGAUUUUUUACAAGACUCAAAGGAUCAUGGUCAAAGAAAAGGUGAUGAUCUUUUAGCAGCAGUCAGGAUAGUAGGAAGCUACCUUGCUGAGGUACCCAUUGCAUGCCAGGAAAAGAUGCGAGCUUUGUUGGGAUAUCUUCUGUCAGUUGAAGGGCAAGAUGAAACAAGUCCCUUCUAUUCCAUCUGCUUCUUGCUUCCGUGGUUGUGCCAAAUAACAAUGCAUAUUGAUGGGUGCAAGGCCUUGGCUUCAGCUGGGGGGCAUAGAGAGAUUGUGGAAUGUCUGGUGAAUAUGGUUGGAAGUAAUAGCCAAAUAGUCGAUGACAAGGAUACAGUGUUCUUGGCUUGUGAUACCAUCAUGAAUCUUCUAUUAAGUAGAAAGGAACUCAAAGAUUGGAUAGAGUGGUCCGAUUUUGUUAAUCUAUUACAUGCAUUAAUCUUUUGGAAUGAAAACUGCAAGGACCCAUCCGUUAUGAUGAUGGUUUCAAGCAUCUGCUGCUUGGUGUUGGACUUGACAUCAGAGGAGUCUCUUCUAAACCAAUCAAGUUUUGACCAAAGUUCUCUCGAGAAGUUGUCUCAUCUUAUUGCAAGAAGUUUAAAUCAGGGUGAGCUGGAGUAUUUGAAAGAUCAUUCAGAUCUCCAUCAAAUUAUCAGUGCAGGGUACUGCAAUUGGGCUGAUCGGUUCCCUUCGGUUAGAAAUGCUGUUGAGAACUCAUAAAGAAGCACUUACAAGAUUUUAUACUGGAAGGGGGAUUUAUUUAACCCUAUCUUGCUGGGUAUGGUUUAUGUUGUUGGAAAUUGAACUGAUCCUUGAAACCAUAUUCUUGGAGUUACUUUUUGUUGGAAAGAUUACGACUUAAACUAUUACUAUAUCAUGUUGGAAGUACAAAAGAUCUACUUAAAAUUAUAAUAUAAUUAAAUAGUUUUAGUCGUUUCAUAAUUUAGGUUUUUCAAUAGUCAACUACUUCAUUAAAGAAGCAAGUCUAGAUUAUCUUUAGUCUCUCUUUUUGUCUUGUCUUCAUUUCUAAUGCAAUUUAUUUUUUUGAUUGUCUUCCUCUACAUCUUUUCUUUUAACGAUCUUGGGCCAUCAAAAUAUUUUAUAUAUUGGUGACAAGAUCCCUUGGUGGAGGUUUCAAUCGGUGCCUCAAAAAUGAAUUCAAGCGACGUGCUAGUGGACUCGAUCAAGAAUAGGUGUUUAGGAAUUUCUCUUCUAAAUCUAAAAGAAGAAAUUUCUGAAGGUCUUAUAAGGAGAAGCAUUAUUUGAGGAUUGAAAUCAGAAUAUAUUCCUUGGUUACUUCAAUACAAGGGUGGGCUCAAUAAUCAUCUUCGGAGGAGAUAGAGAAUUUUCUUUCAUCACAAUAAUCACUAGCUAAGCAAAUGGCUAGUUAUAAUAGAUUUUGGUUGUGGGCAUCAUUUUACUAGAGAUAAAUUCAAAAUUUUCAGCCUUCAAGACUAUAAUGGUUGUGAUGCAUUGUAAUAGCUAAUAACACAGUUCAUCAUGUGGAUAAUGAAAAUGUUGGACAAUUUAUUGCUGGAGAUAUUAAAAAAUUAAUUAAUUGAAAUUACAUAAAA
Molecule: messenger RNA, 3198 nt
Organism: Zingiber officinale
Lineage: Eukaryota; Viridiplantae; Streptophyta; Magnoliopsida; Zingiberales; Zingiberaceae
Exons: 19
Coding region: 467-2344 (625 amino acids)
Source: RefSeq, a predicted model, not a curated record